Molecule: messenger RNA, 1062 nt
Organism: Galendromus occidentalis (western predatory mite)
Lineage: Eukaryota; Metazoa; Arthropoda; Arachnida; Mesostigmata; Phytoseiidae
Product: cAMP-dependent protein kinase catalytic subunit gamma-like
Exons: 1
Coding region: 1-1062 (353 amino acids)
Biological process (GO): protein phosphorylation
Cellular component (GO): cAMP-dependent protein kinase complex
Molecular function (GO): ATP binding; cAMP-dependent protein kinase activity
Source: RefSeq, a predicted model, not a curated record
AUGCCAACCGAAGCUGAAAAAAAUCAAGCGCUCGAUGAGUAUUACGAAAAACUCGAAAAUGCUCGCGCUGAACUACAGAGUGGGUUCGACAGAAACGAACGCAGAGUAGCCGAUAUCAAAUCUUUUACCCCGGUGAGCGUCAUCGGAAGUGGGGGAUUCGGGGCAGUUCUGAAAGUUUUCCAUCAAGGCCAAGGUCCUUACGCCGUGAAGGUACAGAGGAAGUCUUUCAUUCGGAAGUACAAGUACCAACAAGACAUUAUACUCGAAAGGAAACUCUUGGCUUAUAUGAACAGUCCGUUCGUAGUGAGCUUAUUGUCUCACUGUAAAGAUGCUGUCAAUGUAUACUUGGUCGUGCCGUACGCCCGCUACGGGGAUCUUUCGAGAAUGCUGAAAAGAGCUGGUCCCGUCCCCGAAGCACGAGCCGUCAAAAUUAUAAUUCAAGUCGUCUUGGCGCUCGAGUACAUUCACGCAUGCAACGUAAUAUACCGCGACCUGAAACCGCACAAUAUCUUGAUUUUCGAUAAGGGUCGCGUGAAGAUAGGCGAUUUCGGAUGUUCCGCACGUUGUGAUGGCGAAAUUAUCGGAAAGACCGGUACAACUGUCUAUCGAGCACCAGAGAUGAUUCUUGGGGAAUAUUAUUCUGAAGCCGUCGAUUGGUGGGCGCUGGGAGUAGUCAUACAUGAAGUGCUACUCAAUGAGUACCCUUUCUGUGGGAAGAAGGACGCCAAAGCUACACUGUAUAAGAAUGUGAUUCUAGGAUACUAUCGAAACCUUAAAUCACCUAAUUUUAGCGAGGUGGCAGAAAAUCUCGUGAAGUCACUCCUCGUAAAGCAGCCCUCCAAUCGUUUGGGGGGGUCGGAGAAGCCCGGCGCUUCAGCUGUAAAAAAACAUGAGUGGUUCAAGGACAUCGAUUUGUAUAACGUGAUUUUCGGAGAAGAACAGUUUCACCUUGACAACACGGAGCUUAUCGCUGUGGACGAGGUUUGGGUCCCCAGAGAUAAAUUCAUGUCAUCUAGACCCGAAGCGCAAGAUCCUCUACGAGCUGACUUGGAAGAAUUCUGA